Molecule: messenger RNA, 2073 nt
Organism: Rhagoletis pomonella (apple maggot)
Lineage: Eukaryota; Metazoa; Arthropoda; Insecta; Diptera; Tephritidae
Product: zinc finger BED domain-containing protein 4-like
Exons: 2
Coding region: 1046-1867 (273 amino acids)
Molecular function (GO): protein dimerization activity
Source: RefSeq, a predicted model, not a curated record
AAAUUCGCGCUUUUUGUAAUUCCUGGAAUAAUGGCUCAGGCAAACCCUAUUUGGAAGUUUUUCCAAAGAAAUUCGAGCACAGCAAAGUGUGAAAUAUGUUCAAAGGCAAUAUCUCUUGGUAACGUAAAUAAGAGGCGACAAACAACAGCCAACAUCAAAAAACAUUUGCAGACAGCUCACAAAAAUGAGUGGAAAAUUUACCUUAAAGAGCAGGAUGAAUUUUUAGCAGGAGUGAAAAAGCAAAAAAAAGACGGAUCCAACUUCCAGCACACUCCAAGAAACGCUGCCGAGCUUACUCCAGAGGAAAAGUGGAUAUUGUUACCCAGACGAUCAUCCAGUGACCUUGCGAAUCGACAAAUCCAUAAUGGAUUUAAUUAUUGUCGAUAUGCUGCCCUACAAUAUAGUUGAAGGUAAUGCGUUUAAUAGGUUAAACAUUUGUGAUCCAAGCGGCGAUAGCAGAUAUCGCAAAAAGAGCGAAAAGUUUUUCCGGACUACGUUGAUGCCAGCAACCUACGAUAAGAUAAAGCACAAAGUUACUUAUCUCAUAGCAAAUGCGGAAUGGAUCAGUUUCACAACUGAUAUUUGGAGCAACUCCACCAAAUCAUGCUCCUUGCUCAGUUUUACAGCACAUUUCAUAGAAGGGCCUCGUAGGCUAAAAGUUAUUUUGGCAGCUAGCGUUCUGGAAACUGAUCAUACCGCUCAAAAUAUUUUUGCUGAUUUAAACAAAGUUAUAGAAGAAUACAACAUUCGGUCAAAAAUUCAUUUGGCGGUAACUGACAAUGCUGCAAAUAUGAGAGCAGCAAUGAAGUUGGGUAAUAUUAAAUGGUUUGGGUGUACGGCACAUAAUUUGCAACUUGUGAUUCAGGACGCAAUUUAUAACCGGAAAAAUAUUCAAGAUAUAUCACACAAAUGCCGAAAAAUUGUGGGACAUUUUAAGAGAAGUGAGCAGGCAUGUCGCUACUUAAAAAAAUGCUAAGAAACGCUUGGUUUGCCUAAUCAUUCACUAAUACAAGAGGUUGUUUGCAGAUGGAAUAGUACAUAUUUGAUGUUAAGUAGAUUAUACGAGCAGAAGGCUGCCAUUAAUUUAUAUAUAGCAGAACGUGGUUCUAUAGAAAUAUUGUCUGUUAGUGAAUGGGCGGAUAUAUCUAAUGUAAUAUCAGUAUUAAAGCCGUUUUACCAAGCAACUCUUGAUCUGUCUUAUGAGUCUACGUGUGCAUCUGUCAUAAUACCUUUAAUUUCCAUGAUUCAAAUUAAGCUCGAAUCUAAUGAUAACGACGGUGCUGAAAUUGCGAUGCUAAAGGUAAAUUUAAAAACGUCUUUAUCGCGGCGAUUCGAAUUUAUUAAGACAAAUACAGAGUUGCUUAUUUCCACACUACUUGACCCGCGUUUUAAACAAAAAUAUUUCUCAACCGCAGAAACUCGUAGAUGUGAAACUCUAUUGAAAGAACAAAUAAAUACAAAUAAAGAUUCGUUGGAAGUUUUACCAGCUGUUUCUCCCACUCGCUCCUCUGAAACAAUUCACACUAACAAUCUUUGGGAAUCUCACGAUUCUGAUAUAUUAUCUCAAGGUAUUGAAGUGAAAGAAGGUAUAUCACAAUUAAAAAAACAGCUUGAUUCCUAUCUUAAUGAGCAACGUAUUCCUCGGGAUAGUAAUAUUUUUGAAUAUUGGCAUCAGAGUCCAUAUUUUCUCUUGAAAAAAAUAGCUACCAAAUAUAUGUCAGCUCCGGCGUCAAGCGUUGCGAGUGAACAGCUUUUCAGUGCUGCGGGUCAGCUCUAUAGCGAUAGGCGUACCAAUUUACUCGGAGAAAACGCCAAUAAGCUUCUAUUUUUGCAUUACAAUAUUAAAUUAUUCAACUUUGACUAUUAAUUUAAAGACGUACAUAUGUAUGUACAUGCCUAGCAUUUAAGUUCUUAUGCAUUGAGUGCAAGAGUGUAUUUGAGUACAAACCGAAAUGAAAUUGUAUGUUCCUAUUUCUUGCUAAGCACUAUAAAAAAGGGUUUUAUGUAAUGUACAUAAAUGUGAUAUAUGUACAUAAUAAUCUCACCCACAUGUGUAUGUAAUAUUGCAUAACA